This is a messenger RNA of Salvia splendens (bonfire salvia), 1950 nucleotides long. RefSeq names its product LEAF RUST 10 DISEASE-RESISTANCE LOCUS RECEPTOR-LIKE PROTEIN KINASE-like 2.5. The record is from RefSeq and is a predicted model, not a curated record. The coding region runs from base 214 to 1836 and encodes 540 amino acids. Gene Ontology annotation, molecular function: protein kinase activity; ATP binding. Lineage: Eukaryota; Viridiplantae; Streptophyta; Magnoliopsida; Lamiales; Lamiaceae. The transcript is spliced from 3 exons. Gene Ontology annotation, biological process: protein phosphorylation.
UCUACCAAAAAUCUGCACUCACUCCUUCUACUAAUCUGCCAUCUUCUUCUUCUUCAACUCAAAGCUGACUCAGAAUGCCAAAAAUCCUACCCCUGCAGAAAUUUCACCCUCGAAUUCCCCUUCACUGAUAUAAAACACUCCAAAUGCGGAUUAAUCCCAGUCAAUUGCAGCCUCCCUCACAAAAAUCCAUUAAUCUACCUGCGAGAAUAUCCUAUGGAUCUGCUUGGGAAAGUUUCAGACAACAAAUUUCUGAUCCACGAUUCUGUUCUAGAAAACAACUUCAAUGGCAACAGCUGUAAUUCCUUCUCAAACGUAACGCUACCAAAAUCUCCUUCGAUCUCGUUUUCCUACUCUCCUAAUCUCACCACCUUCAACUGCUUCAAUCCGAGUCCAACAGUUGUAGAUUACUUCAAGCACUACGAGAAUAGAACCUGCGAUAUAUUAGACAUUUAUUACAAGCUAGAACCGGCUGAGGAAGCUCCUGUAGUAAAUGAUGAUGUUCUACCAGGAUCGGGAUGUACAAUGAAUCAAAUGCCGAUUAGGUCUGGGCAAGGAUUUCCUGGUGAGGUGUUUGAUUUGUUUAGUCCGAAUUUCACUCUAGAGUGGAAUUUGUCUGAAGAUUGUUAUGAAUGUUAUGAGCGAGGAGGGCAGUGUCUCACUAACGAAAGCAAUCGGUUUUACUGCCGUAGAGAACGAGGAAACACGAGACUUAAGAUACUUUUCAUAGGUGGUAUUACCAUAGCCUCUCUUGCAUCCCUUCUGAUAAUAGUAUUCCUUUUCAUUCGGAGGAAGCGUGCAAAGGCAAGGCAAGAUCGUGAUAGAGACAUCGAACUCUUUCUAAAGGACAAUGGGAAUCUUGUACCAAUGAGAUACAAAUACUCCAGCAUCAAGAAAAUGACCAAUUCAUUUACUGAAAAUUUAGGAAGAGGAGGAUUUGGCAGUGUUUAUAAAGGACAAUUUCCUGACGGUCGUCUUGUGGCAGUGAAAGUCUUAAAUGACUCAAAUGGAAAUGGGGAAGAUUUCAUGAAUGAGGUGGCCAGUAUUAGCAGAACUUCCCACGUUAAUAUUGUCACGUUGUUAGGGUUUUGUUUUGAAGGUUCGAAAAGAGCUCUCAUUUAUGAUUUCAUGCCAAAUGGUUCUCUUGAAAAGUUCAUUGGCAACAAUGCUUCCUCAUCUCAAGAGUCUACGUUGGGAUGGGAUAAAUUGUUUGAGAUCACUCUUGGGAUAGCUCGAGGGCUCGAGUACUUGCAUCAAGGCUGUAAUACAAGGAUUUUGCAUUUGGACAUCAAGCCUCAAAACAUACUUCUAGAUAAGGACAUGAACCCAAGGAUUUCAGAUUUUGGGCUUGCUAAAAUGUGUCCAAACAGGUCGAGUAUAGUCUCCAUGUUGGUGGCAAGAGGGACAAUAGGGUACAUUGCCCCUGAAGUGUUUUCGAGAAACUUUGGAGAUGUCUCUUAUAAGUCUGAUGUGUAUAGUUACGGAAUGUUGGUUUUGGAAAUGGCUGGAGGAAAGAAGGCCAUUGAUCCAAGAGAUGUCGAACAUACAAGUGAAAUAUAUUUCCCAAAUUAUCUCUACAAGGAAGUUGAGGGCAAUGCAGAAAGAGAUGGGAAUAUUUUCGAAGCAAUGAAUGAAGGAGUUGAAAGCCAACCUGUGAAGAGAAACAUGAUCAUUGUUGGGUUGUGGUGCAUUCAGACAAACCCUAAAGAUCGACCGUCGAUGACAAGGGUGGUAGAGAUGUUGGAAGGGAAGCUUGGAUCAUUGGAGGUUCCUUCUAGACCUUACCUUCAACCAUCCCCAAGAGCAGCCCCAGCCUAUUCAACUUCUGAAUCUUUAUAGUAGUUUGCUCUUGAAUUUGUAUGGUAAUUAUGUGAAAUUUUAAUGUAGAAAUGUUGUACCUUCAUCCAACACUAAUCAGGAUUAGCAUUUGUUUUCAUAAAUAUUAGCUAUACA